Messenger RNA from Erigeron canadensis, 966 nucleotides. Its product is annotated as glutamic acid-rich protein-like. The transcript has 2 exons. The coding region runs from base 1 to 966 and encodes 321 amino acids. The record is from RefSeq and is a predicted model, not a curated record. NCBI's taxonomy places the organism in Eukaryota, Viridiplantae, Streptophyta, Magnoliopsida, Asterales, Asteraceae.
AUGGAAAGACCACGAUGGCGUAAAAGACAACCAGAUGACGAAGAUGAUCUGAAUCAUAUUUAUGAUGUUUACAAGGAUCUUUUUACCAUCCACGUUCAUUAUGAUGGUAAGUUCACAAAAAACCCUAAUAGAGAAUACGUCGAUGGAAAGAUUCAAGCUUUUGACUUUAUUGAGCAUGAUAUAUUUUCUAUGCAUGACAUGAAUGAUAUGAUUACAGAACUUGGGUAUGAUGGUAUAAUGUAUUAUCAUUUUUUGCUUCCUGAAAAAGAUUUAGAUGUUGGUCUUAGACCAUUAGGAACUGAUAAGGAUAUUAUUAAGAUGAUAAGUUAUGUUCCUAAGUUUCAAGAAACUAAUGUGUAUGUGGAACAUGGGGUUACCACAUUAGAGGAUUAUUUUCUCCCUAAAACAGGGUGUAUUAUAGAGGAAAUAGAUGCUGAGCUGAAUGUAGUUGAUUUUAAGAAUUCUAGGUUUAGAAAACCAUUGUUGAUUGAAGGUCCUGGUGAACAGAGUAAGCAAUCAAUUAAAGAAACAAUUGUGGAACAAAAUGUAACAGAAAAAGCAAUACCAAAUGUCAUGAAUUUAGAACAGAAUGUGAAUGUAGAACAGAAUGUGGAAGGUUAUGGCUCAAAUGUAGAAGAGAAUGAAGCAGAUGAUGAAGAGAAUGAAAUUGAGGAACAACAGAAUGAAGCAGAUGAAGAAGAGAAUGAAACUGAGGAACAAGAGAAUGAAGCAGAUGAAGAAGAGAAUGAAACCGAGGAACAAGAGAAUGAAGCAGAUGAAGAAGAGAAUGAGAGCAGAACAGAGGGAGAUGAUAGUGAGGAUGGUGAUUUUGAACCUGAGAAAGAAAGAGAUGUUGGGGAUGAUGACAAUGAGGAAGAUGAGCAUAUAGGUGGUGGUGCAGCACUUGACAAAGAAGGAGAUGAUGACUAUGAAAUUGACAUGAGUUUAACUUUGAGAAAGAAGUAA